Messenger RNA from Camellia sinensis, 1089 nucleotides. The record is from RefSeq and is a predicted model, not a curated record. NCBI's taxonomy places the organism in Eukaryota, Viridiplantae, Streptophyta, Magnoliopsida, Ericales, Theaceae.
UAUUACUAUUGUUUUGUAGGUCCUAGCUCAAGUCAAGCCACACAAAAGCAGACAGGGGGUCCCACAUAUGUGCAUGGUCAAUGGGGUACUAGUGAAGAUGGCAUUUUAAAAGUUGUUCCAAACGAGUUGAAUCAAGUAGUUGAAGGACACACAUCCCUUGCUUCACAUUUGGGCGUUUUGGCACGAGAUGGGAGUCUUGCACCACUCACUUUUACGACUUGGCAUUAUGUUCCAAAACAAAACAAAGAUAACAUAUGGAGGGAGAUAAAGGCUCAUACGGAUGCAGAUGAAUCCAUGAAGAGAACAAUAAUGGCUUCAUUUGGAAAGAAAUGGAGAGAUUGGAAAAGUUGAGUAAAAACAAUGGGAUACAAACCCUUCAAGAAUGAUGCAGAAAGGUUGGCUCAUCGACCAGAUAGAGUACAUGAGGAUCAGUGGCGGGCUUUGGUCUACUAUUGGGGCACUCAGAGUGCAGCGAAAUCAAGCAAGAAGAAUAGAAAAAUCCGGAAGAAGAAGACAUUACAUCAUAGGACAGGCCGAAAGCCUUUCUCAGUAGUUCGACUGGAGGAGACAAAAAAGAACAAUGGGGUUCCUGCUAGUCGGUCACAGGUGUGGAUGGCCGCAUACAUGAAAGAUGGGACGUCAAAUAGUGAUUCAGUUAAUGAGGUUAUGACUCAAAUGAAUGAGUUAGCAGAGCACAUGGAGGGAUCUUCUACUGACCCUGCAGCAUUACAGGAGCAAAUCUUCACACAAAUUAUGGGCCCAGAGCGACCUGGUCGUGUUCGGACGUUUGGAUUGGGACCGUCACCCACUGAUGUUUUUGGAGGUGGAUAUAGGCGGUCACAAGAGCAGAAUCGUCUCUUCCAAACUCAAGUUCAAGAACAAGUUCAAGAGCAACUUCAACGGUAUCAAAUGCAGUUUGAGUCGAAGAUGAAUGAAGUAAUGGAGAAACAAAUUCAGGCUAUACGCACAGAUUUUCAAUCACGAAUUCAGUUUUUGGAAUCUCAAUUGCAAGCUGCAGGCGUGCCCGUUGAUCAAGUUGUUGCACCAUCAAACCCAUUACAUAGGCAGCAGAUUGUGUAUUUGAUGUGA